CGUGUGUGCCUCAACCCUGCCAUCCGCCACCACACCACCAACAAACCGCCACCAUGGUGCAGCGUCUCACAUACCGUCGCCGUCACUCCUACAACACCAAGAGCAACCGCACGCGGGUUGUGAAGACCCCCGGUGGUCGCCUGGUGUUCCAGUACCGCAAGAAGCAGGGUUCCAUCCCCAAGUGCGGUGACUGCCACUCCACCCUCAGCGGCAUUCGCGCCAUGCGCCCCUACCAGAUGAGCCGGGCGACCAAGCAACAGAAGACAGUGCAGCGUGCCUACGGUGGCUCCCGGUGCCACCAGUGCGUCCGCAACCGCAUUGUUCGUGCUUUCCUCAUUGAGGAGCAGAAGAUUGUGAAGCAGGUCCUCAAGUCCCAGGCCCAGUCCAAGGCGGCCAAGAAGGAGAAGAAGGAGGUGAAGAAGGCCAAGCAGCAGAAGAAGACCACCAAGAAGACCAAGUAAGCCGACCACCCAAGCCGAGUCGUCGUGUUUGUUAAGCGUGUGUGUUGGUGAGCUGGGUCUGCAUUUGGAUUUGGCAACCUUUUUUCUCUCGUCCCUCUCUUCUGCUCUGUCUUUUGCCUUGUGCUUCUUGUGUGGCCGCGUCACAUCACGUGCGCGCCAUCACAUAGUACACAUGCAUCACUAAGAGAGUCAUUCAAGUCAGUCGCAGC
Molecule: messenger RNA, 670 nt
Organism: Salpingoeca rosetta
Lineage: Eukaryota; Choanoflagellata; Craspedida; Salpingoecidae
Product: 60S ribosomal protein L34
Exons: 5
Coding region: 54-461 (135 amino acids)
Biological process (GO): translation
Cellular component (GO): ribosome
Molecular function (GO): structural constituent of ribosome
Source: RefSeq, a predicted model, not a curated record